This is a messenger RNA of Macroventuria anomochaeta, 2884 nucleotides long. RefSeq lists its product as uncharacterized. NCBI's taxonomy places the organism in Eukaryota, Fungi, Ascomycota, Dothideomycetes, Pleosporales, Didymellaceae. Gene Ontology annotation, molecular function: sulfate transmembrane transporter activity. The record is from RefSeq and is a predicted model, not a curated record. Bases 148 to 2691 code for a protein of 847 amino acids. Gene Ontology annotation, cellular component: membrane. The transcript is spliced from 2 exons. Gene Ontology annotation, biological process: transmembrane transport.
CCCCUCCCAGCGUCAUGGAGAGAGCGUGAUGCGUGCGACAGCAUACAGAGCAUCCUUCCGUCUUGUACUCGCUCCCGCGAAAUACUGGCCAACCACGGGCGCGGUGAAUAAGCGGUCAGCCCUCGUAACCGUCGGGACAUAGACGAGAUGCCUCCCAAACUCGAAGAUGCGCCCUCGAGAGGACACUCGCGCGACUCGUCGCGUGCCAGCGCCCACCACGCCCACGCGCCCGCCACACCCAGCCAGCUGAGGCAGGCGCAUGUGCCCUCGGACCGGUCGAGCAGCCCCGAAGAGACGAUGGGCCGACACAGACGCCAGUCCUACUACCAAGACGAGCAGCAGCAGGACGCCAGCCAUUCUGCGCCUUACGACAUCGACAUCUCCGCCGAGGGCAUCCAGCCGGGUGGAAAUGACACGCCCGAGUCCGCACGCUCAACGCACGACUUCGCCGAGGCGCCCCAGCACGACGGCAUCGUCGAGGUCGAUAUCAGCGAGCCCAAUGUGCGCUCACGCCUGCUCGACGCGGCGCAAAGAAACGAGUGGGCUCCGCGGCCAGGCGUGCACCGCAACUACGGCAGCUUUGCCGGCAGCGUCCACUCGGACCACAGCUUCGGCGGCGCAUUCCCAGGUCUGUCACGUUCAGCCGCUGGCGAGGAGGAGGCGGCCGAUGCCACACGCGCGCUGCUCGGCGAUGCCUUCGCGGACAGUGUCAUCAACAGCGGGGACAGGAAGAAGAUGAGCACCACCCGUUGGCUGGCCGAGCGUCACGGCAUCAAGAGCCAGCGUAUGAUGUACCUGCAGUACUACAUACCUGUUCUCAGCUGGACUCGCCAGUACAAGUGGCGGUAUCUCAAGGGCGAUCUGGUUGCUGCCAUCACUAUGGCCUCGUUCUACAUCCCCAUGGCCCUCUCGUACGCUUCCAACCUUGCCCAUCUGCCGCCGGUCAAUGGUCUCUACAGCUUCGCCAUCAAUCCGCUCAUCUACGGAAUCUUGGGAACCUGUCCGCAGAUGAUUGUUGGUCCAGAGGCUCCUGGCUCGCUGCUAGUGGGUGAGAUCGUGCGAGAGAACAUCAAGAAGGGCGCAUCCGGCGAGGCUGAUGGCCGACUGAACGCUGAAAUUGCGGGUAUAGUCACGUGCAUGGCCGGUGGCUUCAUCUUCGUGGCUGGCCUCUUCCGCCUGGGAUUCCUGGAUAACGUGCUGAGUCGGCCGUUCCUAAGGGGUUUCAUCAGUGCUAUUGGCGUUGUCAUCUUCAUCGACCAACUGAUCCCUGAGACCGGUCUUGCACGGCUGGCAGCCAAGCAUGUUGCUCACGGCAGCUCUCUGGACAAGCUGGUCUUCCUCGCAAAGAACAUCCACCGGGCACAUAAGCUCACAUGCGCCAUGUCCUUCACGGCAUUCGGCAUCAUCAUGUUCUUCCGAGAAUUCAAGAAAAGACUGCAACCCCGCUACCCCAGCGUAGCCUACAUCCCGGACCGCUUUCUCGUCGUCGUCCUCUCCGCAAUCCUAACCUGGCACUACAGGCUGGACCAACACGGCCUCGCGGUCCUCGGCGACGUAAACUCCAGCGGAUCGCUCUUCUCCGUGCACUUCCCCUUCGACACGUCGCACAUCAAAUACGUCGGCGACGCCGUCAACACCGGCCUCAUCAUCGCUUUACUCGGCUUCUUCGAGUCCAGCGUCGCCGCGAAAUCCCUCGGCAGCGGCGACACAACAAAGGACGGUGUCCAGCUGCCCCUUUCCGCCAACAGGGAGUUGAUAGCCUUGGGAACAGCGAACAUGACAGGCGGCCUAUUCAUGGCGCUCCCCGCGUUCGGGGGCUAUGGGCGCUCAAAGGUAAACGCCUCAACCGGCGGCCUAACCCCAAUGAGCAACAUCUUCCUCUCUUUGAUCACCAUCCUGUCCACCGUCUUCCUACUCCCGUACUUCUACUUCCUUCCCAAAGGCGUGCUGUGCGCCAUGGUCAGCGUCGUCGCGUACAGCCUCGUCGAAGAAGCCCCGCACGACAUCAAAUUCUUCCUCAAGAUCCGAGGCUGGUCCGAACUCCUCCUCAUGGGCCUCAUUUUCUGGAUCACGAUUAUCUGGGACUUGAAGCGUGGGAUUGGUGUCGGCAUCGGUCUGUCCAUUUUGCGUUUGAUCCGCCACAGUGUGAGGCCGAGGAUUCAGAUCUUGGGCAGAGUGCCGGGCACGACGAAUCAGUUCGCCAACGCGGAGCUGGAUCCGGAGAGUCUGGAGUUCGUCGAGGGGUGUCUGAUUGUUAAGAUCCCGGAGCCGCUUACGUUUGCUAACACGGGAAACCUCCGCUCCCGUCUGAGCCGCCUUGAGGACCACGGCACCGCCGCCGCACACCCCGCGCUCCCGCGCAUCAGGCGCAGAGAACACAACAAAAACGUCAUUUUCGAUGUGCACGGCGUCACCUCCUUGGACGGCGCCGGAGCCCAGGUUCUCUCUGAAAUCGUAGAAUCCUACCGCAAGCGCGACGUCCGCGUGUUCUUCUGCCGCGUACCACCUGAGCGCAGUUUAGUCUACCAACUGUUUGAAAAGAGCGGGAUUGUGGAGAUGUGUGGCGGACAAAGACAUUUUGUCAAGAGCGUCGAAGAAGCACUGCGGAUGGUGGAUCUCGAGCGUCUUACCGAGGAGAUUGGGAGUGAAGCUAGUGGCUCGAGGCCUGUGAGUGGGCUGGGGUUGAGCUGAGUUGGGUGUGUGUUCGAAAGGGGUCGUAAAAGAGGCUAGAUGAAGCAUGUGCAUGUGCAUUAGGUGUAUGAAGCGUUGAAGCGUUUGCUUUGGGGAGCACAUACUUGGCGUUAUGUAGGCAUCGCGAUGGCGUUUUGUAGGAAAAGUUCAAUCGUAAAGCGAAGCAUGCUGUUUGGCUCCAUCUGCACGCCCC